AUGAGUGAUGGGGAGGCCGAUGCUGCCACUGGGGGGCGCCCAGCUGGGAAAGGCUCUUACUCUAGAACUCCGGCGCAGCAAGAAGGGAGUGAAAGUAAAAAUGAAUUUGAGCUUCCGACACAGAAUGAGUUUGUACAGAAGCUGAAAGCCAUCAUUAAACCAAUUUUAAGGGGACAUGCCAAGUGGACACCAGUGUACAUCCCUCCGCCCAAGCACCCUGUCAAUCUCAAGCAGUAUCGCAUACCCGGAGGCCACAAAGAAAUUACUGAAACAAUUCAAGCUUUGCUAGAGGUUGGAGUAUUUCGGCCAGCAAUAGCUGGGCAAAAGUGGCUAAAUGGAAAAGAGUUAUGGGGCGGGCCUCAAGUAUGGGAUUUCUUAUGGUGUCAAGGAAAAAAGAGAUGUAUACAAGUAGGCCAUGUUAAUGCUCACACUGGAAAUCUGAACAAUGAAAUAGUAGAUGGUCUGGCACAAGUCUCUACUGCACAACAAGAGGAAACUACCUUGGAAGUGUUGGGCAAAUGGGCCCACAGUCAAACUGGGCACAAAGGAGUUCAAGGUACCUGGCAGUGGGCACAGCAGAGGGGAAUACCUCUAACACAAAUCCAAGUGAAGGACAUAAUUGCUAAAUGUCCUGUAUGUCAGGAAGCCAAGAAGUGGCCACCUUUGACCCCAUUGCCUGGAAAAAUUCAUCGAGGACAAAAGCCAGGACAAGUCUGGCAAGUGGAUUAUAUUGGACCCUUGCCUGGAGGAAGGGGUGGUUUAAAAUAUUGUGCGACUGCUGUGGACACAUACAGUGGACUAGUACAAGUAUUUCCAAAAAAAAGUGCAGAUCAAAAAACAACUCUAAGAUUGAUGCAACUGCUAAUACAACAUUAUGGAAUGCCUCAAGAAGUACAGUCAGAUAAUGGCACACAUUUUACUGGACAGACCGUAAAGCAAUGGGCGGAGGAUAAUGGUGUAUACUGGGUGUUCCACAUUCCGUAUUAUCCUCAAGGGGCAGCGUUGAUUGAGAGAAUGAAUGGUCUCUUAAAGGAACAAAUGCGCAAACUUACACCUACUCACACACUACGGGGAUGGGAUAAGGUGUUACAAGAGGCAGUAUAUUUAUUAAAUAAUAGAUCAGUUGGACAUUUCACUCCUAUUCAAAGAAUGCUGGGAGAAAGUGGGGAGAAUAGUUCAGAUUGGGUAGUAACAGUUACUACAAAAGGUUCAACAGUCCCUUUAUCUCAGUCUAUUCCUGUAUUUAUACACAAAGAUUUAGUUGUAGGAGGUGAAGAAGAACAUACUAUGUUACAAAUUACAUCCAUAUCAGUACCAACAGGAAUUUUUAGACAUAGAUCCAACAUGUGA
Molecule: messenger RNA, 1350 nt
Organism: Xenopus tropicalis (tropical clawed frog)
Lineage: Eukaryota; Metazoa; Chordata; Amphibia; Anura; Pipidae
Exons: 4
Coding region: 1-1350 (449 amino acids)
Biological process (GO): DNA recombination; DNA integration; DNA transposition
Molecular function (GO): nucleic acid binding; endonuclease activity; nuclease activity
Source: RefSeq, a predicted model, not a curated record